UUCUCCGGGAGGAUUUCAGGGAUUUGGGACCAAACGAAACCGUUUUCCAUCAUUUCGCUGCUGGUAAUCGUAAUGGGCAUAGAGGUCUGCGAAAGUUAGUUCUGCAACGUUGACGUGAAUGAUUGGACGCUCAGUGAGAAGACGCGCGCGCGUAGUUUAUCGAAACUUUUCGGCCUACCUGAUUAGUGAUUGUGUGAUCGCGGAUCUGUUUGUGUGAAUGGGCAGACGCAUACUUAAUGGUGUGAAGUGUUGUGAUUAAUUAAGCGUUAAUCGAUGGUGAAGUUUGUGUGUCGGUGCUUCUUUGGACAGGGAUUAUUACCUGAAAGUGGAAAAUGUCUGUGUGUUCCAGUUCGCCAAAAUUAAUUCUGGAUAUCAGCAAUAAUCAAUUUGACAAUUGUCAGCAACAAAACAGUGUUUGUGAGAACCUUGAGCGUUCUCCCAUAAUGAUCAAGGUGGAGUCUUUCGAUGGUUUGGAUAGUUCCGGUAUGAAUCAGCACCACAGUAUGGGACAGUACUCGCAUCAUCAUCUGAAUUCGAUGCAUGCAAGUGGGGAUUUCACCACACUGAUGCCUCCUAAUUCCUCGGGACCAUCGACAAUUUACGUCUAUCAAUCACCAUCGGUUGUGGCGACUCAUGUCGUUCCGGUGGUUGAAUGCACAAACGUUCCUCGUAGCGACAUUAUGGCGACUACUUUUAGUACGCCUGUGGUUUGUAAGAAACGGAAGCUAGACGCCGACUAUGACUACGAAUUCGAUCAAUCAUCGCUAAGUCCCAUGAACUCCAGCCACGAUAAACGAAGCCGAUACAAUGGCACAGCUUACGGUUAUCAUCCCCCGCCGGAACAGGAUUACAGCAACUAUGCCGUCGUACCGGAGCUGGCAAAUAUGGACGAAGAUUCAUCUUCCGCCAAAAUGAUUCAUAACGGAUCGAUGGCUUACUCGGAUCCGAUUCACUACGGGAUUUACUACAACAACAACGAUACGCCCUGCAGUAUGGAAAACGAUGGCUCGUCCAUCUCGGUGACCUCUUCGCCGGUCAAACCCGGCGAUACCUUGAAUCACUCAUCUUCACAAUCCUCCUGCAUGAUCACAGCUGCAUCGUCGCUGCCCUGCGGCAGCGCAUCGCCAUCGUCUUCCAUCGCAACGACCGCUACCUCAACCUCACAUCCGGAAGUGGAUCCGAUUGACCAGAAGCCGCACAUCCUCAAAACCAACGGCAAGAAACCCCGCAGCAAUCGGAUCCGCAAGCGACACGUCCGGGAAUCGAUCAGCUUCGAGGAGCUGCAAACCCAGCGGGUAAUGGCCAACGUUCGAGAACGCCAGCGAACCCAAAGCCUGAACGAGGCGUUCGCCUCGCUACGGAAAAUCAUUCCAACCCUGCCCAGCGACAAACUGAGCAAAAUCCAGACGCUCAAACUGGCCUCAAGGUACAUCGACUUCCUGUACCGAGUCCUAUCGAACAACGAACUGCCACCGAUGGAUGAGGCGCAGAAAACUCUGCUCAGCUCUGGCACCGGAGGUUUGCAGUUCAACGGGAGUGGCAUUUUGGCGCACGAGAAGCUUAGCUACCUGUUCAGCGUGUGGCGCAUGGAGGGUGACUGGAGCAAUGGCAGUAGUUCCGGAAAUAGCAGCGGUAAGGAGUGACGACUUCGGUAGUUACUCAUUCUCCCUGUAAAGGAGAAAAGAACAAACAUUGAAAGUAUUACCCAGGACUAAACAGUUACGUUCCUACAAAGCGGUGAGAAGAUGUGUGUAAACGAUGAGAAAAUAAUGUUGUCAACAGCUUCGUCCAAAGAAAUGUGGAAUACAUGUUAGAGGUUCUGUUUAAGCUAACUACGAAAACUAUUCCAGAAAUUACAAAUGUAUAAGUAUAAGUAUAUGUAAGCGCUAAAAGCCAAGAAUGCAUAAUGUGUUGUUAUAAACUACAAAAUAAAGAAUCGUUCGUUUUGACUAGGUCACAAAUGGACUGAUGAUUUGCGAUCGAAUAUCGAAUUUCAUAACUAUAUGGUACAUUAGGUAUGGCCGCUUUAGUGGAGACUCUAAACAUGGGUCAUAGCAAAUCUCCAUUCGUAUGCAUUUCCAUUUAACGUAUGCCGUUCAUUUUUCUUUUCAUUUAUUUUUUUUAUUUUCUCGAAACAAAUGUUAAAAUUCAAAUAAGUUGUAAGUGUCUUAAAAGUGACCUAAGACUGUUUCGUCGUGCCAUGUGAAGUUUUGGAGAAAGUCCAACGAAUAAAAUGUAGAUAAACCGAAGUAAAGUGCCCAAAUUUGU
Messenger RNA from Toxorhynchites rutilus septentrionalis, 2268 nucleotides. Its product is annotated as protein twist. The coding region runs from base 333 to 1643 and encodes 436 amino acids. Gene Ontology annotation, biological process: developmental process; regulation of transcription by RNA polymerase II. Gene Ontology annotation, molecular function: RNA polymerase II transcription regulatory region sequence-specific DNA binding; protein dimerization activity; DNA-binding transcription factor activity, RNA polymerase II-specific. The transcript has 2 exons. Lineage: Eukaryota; Metazoa; Arthropoda; Insecta; Diptera; Culicidae. The record is from RefSeq and is a predicted model, not a curated record.